Molecule: messenger RNA, 741 nt
Organism: Prunus armeniaca (apricot)
Lineage: Eukaryota; Viridiplantae; Streptophyta; Magnoliopsida; Rosales; Rosaceae
Source: the annotation of a GenBank genome assembly
AUGGCAGAAGAAACAAAGAGGUAUGCAGUUGUACUGGAGCAAACAAGGCAUAGGAUUGGAAACUGUGAGGCAAUUGGCCUCAAAUGGAUUCACUGUAGUCUUAACUGCCAGAGGAUGAGAAAGGGAGUUCAUCAAAACCCAGUUUGGGAAACUCGAUAUCUUGAUAGUGAGACAGUUGGCUUUGCACAGGGGAGAUUAGAAGUUGGUAGUAAACUAAUGACUGAAACUUAUGAGUUAACAGAAGAAUGCUUGCAAAUAAACUAUUAUGGUGCUAAAAGAACAGCUGAAGCACUUAUCCCACUCCUCCAGUUAUCUGACUCACCCAGAAUUGUUAAUGUUUCGUCUUCCCUGGGGAAGUUAAUGCGCAUACCAAGCCACUGGGCUAAAGGAGUUUUUACAGAUGCCGAAAACCUAACAGAAGAGAGAGUAGAUGAGGUACUGACCGAGCUUCUAAAAGAUUUCAAGGAGGGUUCACUUGAAAGUAAGGGCUGGCCUUCUCGUUUGUCUGCCUAUGUAGUCUCGAAAGCUGCACUGAACGCAUAUACAAGGAUUCUAGCAAAGAAGUACCCCACUUUUCGUAUCAAUUCGUUAUGCCCUGGCUUUGUCAAAACAGAUCUAAACUACAAUGCCGGUGUCCUACCUGUCGAAGAUGGGGCUGCAAGGGUUAUGAAGUUAGCAUUGCUGCCCAAUGAUGGCCCUUCUGGCUCCUUCUUUGAUCACUAUGAAGUGUCAGAUUUUUAA